Messenger RNA from Polychytrium aggregatum, 837 nucleotides. RefSeq lists its product as uncharacterized. The record is from RefSeq and is a predicted model, not a curated record. Lineage: Eukaryota; Fungi; Chytridiomycota; Chytridiomycetes; Polychytriales. The coding region runs from base 1 to 837 and encodes 278 amino acids. Gene Ontology annotation, molecular function: cytochrome-b5 reductase activity, acting on NAD(P)H. The transcript is spliced from 3 exons.
AUGGCCGUGGUUGGCUACGACGUCUACUACUACCUCUAUCUUCACGAGGAUGCACAGGGCGAUCCCGCGCUGAAUCCAAAACGAUUCCUCAAGUUCCAGCUCAACGAGGUGAUCCCCCUGACCUCGGAUACGUCGCUGUUUCGGUUCCAGAUGAACAUGCCUCUGGCCAUGGUUCAGCAGAUCCCGGUGCCGUGCUCGGUCAUUGUCAAGGAUCACACAUGCCAAAUCGGGCGCCACUACAGCCCCAUCUCGUGGGACUAUGACCACUUUGACCUGAUUGUCAAGAAGUAUCCCGACGGCGCCGUGAGCCAGUUCAUCCACAGCGCAGUCCCUGGCGAUAAGAUUGAGAUCUGCGGUGCAUUUGAGACAUGGAAGUACCAACCCGGUGACUAUGAUCACAUUGCCAUGAUUGCCGGCGGCACAGGCGUCACGCCAUGUUACCAACUGAUCAAGAAAAUCCUCAAGGACCCCAGCGACAACACCCAGAUUUCACUAAUCUAUGCCAACCGAACGGAGGCCGACAUCUUGCUGCGCUCGGAGCUUGAAUUCCUGACCAACAAGUACCCUGAUCAGAUCAAGGUCUACCACACCGUCGAGACGGGCACGACAUGGUCGUGGAAGCAAGGCAAGGGGUACAUCAACGAAAAGAUGGUCCAGCAAAUGGUGCCUUCCCCUGACUCGGACAAGCGCCUGCAGAUCCUCGUGUGCGGCCCAGAAGGCAUGAUGAGACAUGUCUCGGGUACCAAGGGCACGCCGGUCGACCAAGACGAACAGGGCCCGCUCGGAGGCAUCCUUGCCAAGCUCGGAUACACGGCCGAGCAGGUUUACAAGCUCUAG